Messenger RNA from Linum trigynum, 3266 nucleotides. NCBI's taxonomy places the organism in Eukaryota, Viridiplantae, Streptophyta, Magnoliopsida, Malpighiales, Linaceae. The record is from the annotation of a GenBank genome assembly.
UUAUUAAAUGUACGUCUAGAUUUUUAGGUAAAUAAUGCAUUACGUUAGCGUGCCCAUGAUAGAAAACAUGACAAAAUUAUAAUUAUAUCACAAAUAUGUGUAUAUGACAUACAUAUAUUUAGGAUACGAACACUUAGAUCAAUAAUUUUAACAUGAUUGGGCCGAGUAUCUACGAAUUGCGUAACCCAAAACCAGCAUCUACUUCAAAAGAAGUUAGUUCCAUAAAAAAAAAAUCGCUCAAUCUUAAACUUUAAAUUUAUCGAUAAAUAUAGGUGAAUUGUGUCAGGUUAAACGAAUGGGUUAGGUUAUGAUUUUUUUUUUUUGCCAUUCAAAACCCCAGAAGCGGGGAAUGAAAAAGAUACAUUAUCUGAAAAAGAUCCAAAAGGAUCAUUACAUACAUCGUAACCAAGAGACGAAGUCGAACCCCUUAAACAUACAGGGCGACAUGAACAGGGCAUGACGAGCCACAGAGUGAGCUUCCCUGUUGUUAGAACGAUCAAUGAACCUAAGCGAGUAAUCUGGUAAAUCAUCUAGCAAGCAACAUAUUUCCUUCAGAAGAAUACCAACUUUGGAAUGGGUUAGGUUAUGAUUACUUUUGUAAGUUUGUUCACCCGCCUUAGUUGAAUGGGCUGGAGAUCGCUGGGCCUCAUUUCACACAACCUAUUUCAGUAUCUCGGACAGCCCAGCCGUCAACUAGUUGUAAGGCCGAAAUCAAAACUUAACCCUAAAUCUGAAAAGAUCCAUCCAACGGACGACGUAAGACGACCUCGAAGACAAAUCUUGAUCGCGGCCGUCGAAUCUCGUCCUCCACCACUUUAAAAUCGACCAGAGCUCUGCUAACUCAGCUCUGUAUUGUGUGGUGGCUGCUGCGGCGUCUUUGCUCUGGUUCUCGAGGAACAUCUGACGGUUCUCUCCUUCAACUCGAUUUUCUUUCUGCUUUCUGUUCAGGUAAUAUCGUCUUGCUCUUGGUUAGAGGAGAAUCGUGAAACGUGGAAAAGCUUUGUAUCUGUUCGAUAAUAGGCUGCACUAGGUUAUACAGCUUCAAUGGUGAUGAAAUUGGCAUCCGUUAGUUUUGGUUUUCAUGGUGUUUUUUUCUUCCUUUUGAACAAUCGGUUUUAAUACUGCAUCCUUGUUAUCGUGAAUAUCGUGAUGGCUCUGCUCAGUAGCUUGCUGUGAUUUGGAAUGAAUUUCCCUCUCUGUUAACAUCUAAUCAGGGCUGGAGUCUCGGAAAUGGCUCUCUUUAUCGAAUACUCUUAAUUGGGUAUUCGGGAAGAAAUACAUAACGAGCCUGGGAGAAUUGGCACAAGCGAUUGUGCCAUAGGCCUGUGGUUUUGAGGGAAACGUUUUUCUUCACUUUUUAGCUGGGCUGAGUGGAUAUCAUCACGUAUUUACAGUGCUGGAUUGCAUCUUUUAUGUGAUUGUUUUGGUUCAUAUGUGAAAUCCGAAAGGUGCUCUCUGCCUAUCCUUCGUGAAAGUCAAAACGUUUUUGUCAAAGAAUUACACUUGCAAUGAUGGGCACAGUUCAAUUUCCUAUGUUGAAUGCUUCAUUGUUGCAUCUGUCUGUAGUUUUAUCGAUAUUUUCGUUGAUGUGUUUUUGUAUUGUGAGCUUAUGGUUAUUUGUUUCAUACAGUGAAUUAUCGCUGAAAUCGCACAAUGUCCCAUCGCAAGUUUGAGCAUCCAAGGCAUGGUUCCUUGGGAUUCCUUCCCAGGAAGAGAGCUGCAAGGCACCGCGGAAGAGUGAAGGCUUUCCCCAAGGAUGACCCAUCAAAAGAACCCAGACUGACUGCUUUCUUGGGUUACAAGGCUGGAAUGACCCAUAUUGUCAGAGAGGUUGAGAAGCCAGGGUCGAAGCUUCACAAAAAGGAGACCUGCGAAGCUGUUACCAUAAUUGAAACACCACCACUGGUUGUUGUUGGAGUUGUGGGCUACAUCAAGACACCCAGUGGCCUCCGGUCUCUGAACACUGUCUGGGCUCAGCAUCUGAGCGAGGAUGUCAAAAGAAGGUUCUACAAGAACUGGGCUAAGUCAAAGAAGAAGGCUUUCACUAAGUACUCCAAGAAGUUCGAGUCCGAUGAAGGGAAGAAGGAUGUUACAUCCCAGCUGGAGAAGAUGAAGAAGUAUGCCACUACCAUUCGUGUGCUGGCUCACACUCAGAUUAGGAAGAUGAAGGGAUUGAAGCAGAAGAAGGCCCAUUUGAUGGAGAUCCAGGUCAAUGGUGGAGACAUUUCCAAGAAGGUGGACUUUGCCUACAGCUUCUUUGAGAAGCAGAUUCCAAUUGAUUCCGUCUUCCAGAAGGAUGAGAUGAUCGACAUCAUUGGUGUAACCAAGGGUAAGGGUUAUGAAGGUGUUGUCACUCGUUGGGGUGUCACCCGUCUCCCCCGAAAGACCCAUCGUGGUCUUCGCAAGGUUGCCUGUAUUGGAGCAUGGCAUCCUGCUAGGGUCUCCUACACUGUGGCUAGAGCUGGACAAAAUGGUUACCAUCAUCGUACUGAGAUGAACAAGAAGAUCUACAAGCUUGGGAAGUCUGGCCAGGAUUCUCACUCUGCCAUGACUGAUUAUGACAGGACUGAGAAGGAUAUCACACCUAUUGGAGGGUUCCCCCACUAUGGUAUAGUGAAGGAGGAUUACAUCAUGAUCAAGGGCUGCUGUGUCGGUCCCAAGAAGCGUGUGGUGACAUUGAGGCAGUCUCUGUUGAAGCAGACUUCCAGAACUGCAACGGAGCAGGUGAAUCUCAAGUUCAUCGACACUUCUUCCAAGUUUGGGCAUGGACGGUUCCAGACUACACAGGAGAAGCUCAAGCACUACGGUCGCCUCAAGGCUUAGUUUUCUCAAGAACAGAGUUAUAUUUACUCAGGCUACUGUUUUGCUAGAUAUUCCAGUCGGUUAUUCGAACAGUUUCUUGUUUUGCACUGUGUUCUCAUAUAUGUAGUUUAUUAGCUAUGAAGUUGGAAAUACUUGUGAUCUUGUCUUCAUUAUUUUGUUUCUGUAGACACAGUUUUUAAGUUUUGCUCUUUAAUUUGCUUCUUAACGUUGCCUCUCAACUGAAAUCAACACCCUAUCUAACUUUGAGGACAUGCUGUGGUCAAUUAUUUUCGCUGGAUGAACUGAAAUCAACAACUUAUGUAACUUUGAGUACAUGCUGCUGUUUUUUGAGUAUGUAUUUACUAUUUUACUUUGAUGGGAUUGUUAUUAGGGAGGUUCUUGGUAGUGGUUCUUUCGAAUUAUCUUUGUCAUUUCUCAGAAGAAAACAAAAAUUCUUUUUAAUU